Striga hermonthica is the source of this 1953-nucleotide messenger RNA. NCBI's taxonomy places the organism in Eukaryota, Viridiplantae, Streptophyta, Magnoliopsida, Lamiales, Orobanchaceae. The record is from the annotation of a GenBank genome assembly.
AUGUCUGACCCCAAGAGCUUCAGGUUCACCUUGAAAGCCAUGAUUAACAAGCAAAAAACUAAGGUUCUAUAUGUCGAGGCCGAUAACCAUUUUGCUGAUGUUCUGCUGAGCUUCCUGGCAUUGCCGUUGGGAACAAUUAUUCGAGUGCUGAAAAAACACUAUGGGACUGAAGUCCCUGUCUUGGGAAGCUUCACCACUUUGUACAAUGGGUUACACGAUUUGGACAGUGGCCUUUUCUUGACACAGGACUGUAAGAACCUGCUGCUCAACCCUGUAAGCUUGUCUGAGACUGAAUGCCGUAGACUGAAAAUCAGCGUUGAUGACGCGCAGCCCACAAAGUACUUCAAAUGUGGAGAUAUAAAUUGUAGCUACAGCAACUUCCCAGAUGUGAGCAUGUAUUUCAGUGGAUUGAAGUGCAAUUGCGGGAAACCGUUGGACGAAGCAAUUUACAUGAGAGAGGAGGAGGAUAGUAAAAGAGGGGUGUUUAUUACAAGUAAAGUCUCCUUAAUUAUCAGUGAUGAUCUUCAAGUAUUGCCUAGUGGGACUGGUUCUGCUGUGCAAAUUCUCCGCAAAUUUGGACUAAUCGAUACAGUCGGGAUCGAGGAAAGGAAUCUGACUUUCAGAUUUAAUGAGAUAAUGGAUUUGCUGAAGGGGUCAUUACUUUCCCGGGAGCCCCUUACGGAAAUCAUUCUCGGAAAGAAGCCGAAUGACUAUAUUGCGGCUAAGUGUGAGAUAGGUGCUACCCGACCAGUUAAUCAGAUAGGAACUUGUAACGUCAAGGACAUAACUGUGAAAGCCAUUCUGCAAGAGUCCACUAAUAAGCUACUGUUUGUUGAGGCUGGUGAUGAUUUUGUGGAACUUCUAUUUAGCCUGCUAGCUCUCCCCCUAGGUGGGGUCGAGUGCUUAUUUGUCAGUGACACUUCCCUUAAAAAUAUAGACAAUUUGUACAAAAGCGUCGGGAUUAUUAUGAGUGGCAAGUAUGGAUGGACAGUGAAUCACAAUCUACUCCAGUAUAAGUUACCAUUCUGCUACUAUUCAAAAAGACACUUUUUCUUACCAUCCAGUAAAGAUUUCCCUUUCUUGUACUUUUAUCCUACUGUAGGAAAAGGAUUUCUGUCACCUUUGUGCUAUGUGGGCUCGUCUAAGGGUACACUUGUGUCCUGUUAUAAGUUUCCGGAAGGCCAAGCAUCUUGCUCUAGUGGUAUUUGGUCGUCUAGUUUUAGUUUCUCAAACUGGCAAGCAAGUUAUGUUAAAGGACCAGCUAUGUAUAUGGUAACCGAUGAUUUAACCGUUAAGCCCUCGACUACUGCCUCUGGCCUCUUUGUUCUCAGUAGCCUGAAAAUCCCAUUAUCCGAUGUAAAGGAACUGAAGCUGCGUGUUGGCUUGGAAGAGGCUAAAAGCAUACUGAAAGCAUCUCUUACUUCGUCUUGUGCCUUGACCGAUGGCCUUAUCAAUCCACUUCUGUUUUGCAGUUGUGCAGGUAAUUGGAGAGCUUCAUCUUCGCAAGACCAGUUGAGCUUACUGACAGUGUUAAUGGACGAAGAAGAAGAAGUGGAGUUAGUUGCUGUGGUUGAGGUGGUGUUCACUGUGAUUAAGAUUUUUUUGUUUUUCGUUCAAAUGUACAUACAAAUAUUUCGCCCACGUGGGCGAAAGCGAACUCGAGCAUCGUUAGACAUGGAAGACCGGUUCAUGGACCUGAUGGAGUCUUUUUGCACGAACAUGGACAGUCAACUGGCGGAACUUGUGAAGAGAAUUGGCUUCAGGUAUGACGCGGAACAAAAAAGGAAGGCCAUUUAUGAAGAGAUAAGUGGGAUGCACUUUCUAUCUGUGGAGGACAAGGUUCGCGUUUGUAUGUACUUUUGCAGGAAUUUGAAAGUGAAAGACCUAUUCUCUAGCAUAUCACCCGAAAACAAAACUGUUAUGGUUAGGAUGAUCCUCGAGGGUCGGCUGUAG